Molecule: messenger RNA, 413 nt
Organism: Closterium sp. Naga37s-1
Lineage: Eukaryota; Viridiplantae; Streptophyta; Zygnematophyceae; Desmidiales; Closteriaceae
Source: the annotation of a GenBank genome assembly
GUGAUAAUAUGGGACGACAAGGAGAGCCGGUGCGUUGGCGAGCUGGCCUUUCGCAGCGAAGUGAGGGGCGUGCGGCUGAGGAGGGACCGCAUCGUUGUUGUGCUGGAGCACAAAAUCUUCGUGUUCAGCUUCCCUGACUUGACGCCGCUGCACCAGGUGGAGACGCUGUCGAACCCCAAGGGGCUGUGCGCGGUGUCCCAGUCGCCCGAAAACUUCGUCAUGGCGUGCCCAGCCAGGCACCCGCAGAGGAUCCGCGUGGAGCUGUUUCAUCAGCGCCGCGGGUACGUCGGCCAGCCAUGUUUCUCGCAGCCCGCCUGGCUCUUUCUUUGGACGGCCAGCGACUGGCCACGGCAAGCAGCAAGGGCACGAUCAUUCGGGUCUACAACACGGCGGAUGGGACGAGACUGCACGAG